AUGAUGAAGAUGAAAACAGCUCUAGUAAUCAUAAACUGUACAAUCCUGGGACUUGGAAACUGUCUAGGCCCUCUACUAACACGUCUCUACUUCAAAAACGGUGGCAAACGUAUCUGGCUCUCAAGCUUCAUCCAAACGGCAGGUUGUCCACUCCUCGUCUUCCCUCUACUCUUCUCCUACCUCCGCCGUCGUCGUAGCCGUAAAGCAGAGCAAGAAGAAGGAAAGGCUCCACUUUACCUCAUAAAAACUCCUCUGUUCAUCGCCUCUAUCUUCCUCGGUCUGCUCACUGGCUUUGACAACUACCUCUACGCUUACGGAUUAGCUUACCUCCCUGUUUCCACUGCGUCUCUCAUCAUCUCCUCUCAGUUGGCCUUCACUGCUCUCUUCGCUUACUUCAUGGUCAAGCAAAAGUUCACACCUUUCACUAUAAACGCCGUCGUUUUGAUCACUCUCGGUGCCGGAGUCCUUGCCCUUCACACCGAAGGUGACCAGCUUGCCAAAGAGACACACAAGGAGUAUGUCGUUGGCUUCCUCAUGACCAUUGCUGCAGCUCUUCUCUACGCCUUUGUCUUGCCGCUUGUGGAGCUCAUUUACAAGAAGGCUCGUCAAGAGAUCACCUACACGGUUGUGCUUGAGAUCCAGAUGAUCUUGUCCAUGGUUGCCAAUGUCUUCUGCCUCGUCGGCAUGUUCGCUGAUGGCGAUUUCAAGGUGAUGGCAAGAGAAGCAAGAAGUUUUAAGGGAGGGACAUCUUUUUACUAUGUGGUGCUUGUGUUGACGGCCGUGACCUGGCAAGCGUUUUUCUUGGGAGCUAUUGGGAUGAUCUUCUGUGCAUCGUCUCUGGUCUCUGGAAUUCUGAUCAGUGCUCUGCUUCCGUUGACGGAAGUCUUGGCCGUCCUUUUCUUCCAGGAGAAGUUUCAGGCAGAGAAAGGUCUCUCUUUGUUUCUAGCCCUUUGGGGAUUCCUCUCUUACUUCUACGGACAGUUCAAAUCCGAGAAGAAGACUCAGACUGAGACUCAGGAGACACAACUGCCUCAGCUUCCAGUUACUACUGCUUAA
Messenger RNA from Microthlaspi erraticum, 1056 nucleotides. NCBI's taxonomy places the organism in Eukaryota, Viridiplantae, Streptophyta, Magnoliopsida, Brassicales, Brassicaceae. The record is from the annotation of a GenBank genome assembly.